Molecule: messenger RNA, 1854 nt
Organism: Staurois parvus
Lineage: Eukaryota; Metazoa; Chordata; Amphibia; Anura; Ranidae
Source: the annotation of a GenBank genome assembly
AUGUUGUAUCCCAGGGAGACCCCCACCAGGGAACACAAGGAGCUGAGUGGUAUGUGGAGUUUCCGGGCUGACACCUCUGCUGACAGGAAUGAGGGCUUCCACCAGCAAUGGUACAUGAGCCCGCUAUGGACGACAGGUCCUGUUAUAGACAUGCCAGUACCUGCCAGUUAUAAUGACAUCACUCAGAACAGCACUUUAAGAGAUUUCAUCGGAUGGGUUUGGUAUGAGAAGGAAGUUUGGUUGCCUAGAAGGUGGCUGGAAGACCAAGACCCUUCAAGAAUUGUUCUCCGUGUUGGCAGUGCCCAUUAUUACUCCGUUGUUUGGGUGAAUGGAGUUCAGGUUACACAACAUGAAGGAGGGCACCUACCUUAUGAAGCCAACAUAACUAGUCUUCUAAAAGGUAGUAAGGGAAUUCCCUGCCGCAUUACUAUUGCUGUGAAUAACACCCUGACACCAAAUACCUUACCUCCUGGAUCUAUCCAAUUCAUGGAUGACCCUACAAGAUAUCCCAAAGGAUAUUUUGUACAAAAUACAGAUUUUGAUUUUUUCAACUAUGCUGGUAUUCAUCGUCCUGUAGUCCUUUAUACUACUCCAUCAGUAUAUAUUGAUGACAUCACUGUAACUACUGACAUCAUUGGUGACAUGGGACUGGUGAACUAUCAAGUUAUAGUCACUGGAUCAGAAUACUAUUCUGUGGCUGUUACAUUGCGUAACCGGGAAGGACAAGAGGUAGCCACAGGGUUAGGUUCUUUGGGACAAUUAAAAGUAACCAAUGCAAGUCUUUGGUGGCCUUAUCUGAUGACUGCACACCCUGGAUAUUUAUAUUCUUUGGAGGUGAAGGUGACGGCAGAUACAGGUAGUGGUCAAAGUGAAGAUUUCUAUACCUUACAUGUUGGGAUAAGAACUGUUCAGAUAUCAGGACAGCAGUUCCUCAUUAAUGGAAAGCCUUUCUACUUCCAUGGAGUUAACAAACAUGAAGAUUGUGAUAUCAGGGGCAAAGGACUGGACUGGCCUACAGUUCUCAAGGACUUUAACCUGCUGAAGUGGCUUGGUGCAAACUCAUUCCGCACUAGUCAUUACCCUUAUGCAGAAGAAAUUAUGGACCUUUGCGAUAAGUAUGGCAUAGUGGUCAUCGAUGAAAGUCCAGGAGUGGGCAUAAGAUAUGCUGCAAGCUUUGGUAACCAGUCUCUGGAACAUCAUUUAACUGUCAUGGAGGAGCUGGUGCGCAGGGAUAAAAACCAUCCAUCUGUGGUUAUGUGGUCAGUUGCCAAUGAACCAUCUUCAGAGCUCCGGGAAGCAGGGUAUUAUUUUAAGACAGUGAUCUCUCACACUAAAAAACUGGACUUCUCUAGACCAGUCACUUAUGUUACAAAUGCCAGAUAUGAUAAAGAUCAAGGUGCCCCAUAUGUGGAUGUGAUCUGCGUCAAUAGCUACUUCUCAUGGUACCAUGACCCAGGCCAUCUUGAGGUGAUUCAGGUCCAGCUGAAUACGCAGUUUGACAAGUGGCAUGAAAAGUAUCAAAAGCCAAUAAUACAGUCUGAAUAUGGAGCAGACACCAUUCCUGGCUUCCACAGUGAUCCUCCAUUAAUGUUUACAGAGGAAUACCAAGAAGCUGUCCUAAGGAACUACCACUCUGUUUUUGACCAGAAGAGGAAAAUGUUUGUUAUUGGAGAACUCAUCUGGAACUUUGCAGACUUCAUGACUUCACAGGGAAUUACAAGAGUUAUUGGCAACAAAAAAGGCAUCUUUACUCGCCAACGACAGCCCAAAACAUCUGCUUUCAUUUUGCGGGACAGAUACUGGAAACUGGCCAAUGAAACUUGGUGUCACUCUCAACCAAAUUCUAGGUAUUAA